UGAGAGAGGGCGAAUGAGAAAAAAACCGAUAGCCGUCCGGCAAACGACGUUGUUUUACGCUUGUCUACUGCACUAUUGCGGUGUGGUCUCUCGUUUCGUUACUCGUUAGCGAGAAUUCGUUGGAACGGUCGUUUUUAAAUUGUUCAGGAGCACUAUGAUUUUCAUAUAUUGACUUUCACGUUUCCCUCGUGUGACUUGCAAACAACAAUCGACAAGUAUUGGUACUUAAUAAGUAUUAAUUAUUUUACAAACAUGCAGUUCAUCAGGUAUACAAGAAACUUAUUUCUAAGAGGAGUUUCGGUGAUUUUCUUGCAAGCAUUCAUUGUGCUCUACGUUCAAAACUCCGGUGAGUUUUUAUACUAUACUUUCAAUUAGUUUUAUUAUUACUGUUUGACACGGAUUUUAGUUUUUGGAUUUUAUUUUUUUUUAUAUAUAUAUGUUUUCCUAUAGAAUAGGUAAAACGUGUGACAACAUGUUUUACUUGAAUAAAAUCAGCUAAAUACAAUUCUAUUUUAUGUUUUUGUUGACACAAUAUUGUAAUUAUGAUAUGUUUGUUUUGCGUGUCAAUAAUGAGACUCAAAGGUUAGAUACUAUACAAACUAUAUUGUAUACCUAAGUACUUCUAUAUUAUUUUAGAAGUUAUUAUUUUACUCAGUAAAAUAAUAAAAUAUUAUGAACUAAAUGAGAUAAUCAGGUACCUAUUGAUAAUUAAUUAUAUAAUUAUAAAUAGGUAUUAGUACUUUAUGUAAUAUUUAUAUUUAUAUUUCAAAAACUAUUAAUAUAGGUAGGUAAGUAAGUAAUUAUUGUAAUAUCAUGAAUAAUAUCAAAUUUUUAAUUUAUUGUAUUCACUUUACUGGUGGCUACUUUUAUUAUUACCUAUUAGUACCUUAAGAACAUUAUAGAAUGAAAUAUAUGUAUAAGUGUUUUAAAAUGUCAUUUCCCCAUUUAAUGGUAAUUUGUGUUUUAUAAUUAUUUAUAUAGUACUUGAGAUUAUGUUAAACCUGGCAGACACUAGGCUACCUAUUGUAAAUAAAUUCGGAGAUCGCUACUUUUUCUCUAUCAUACCAUUACAAAAUUGCGUAUUUUAAGUAUUUUAGAAAACUUUUUCAAUAGCUAACCUUAAACAAGUUUAGUUGCCCUUUUUUAAAUUCUUAUUCAAUGUAAUACCAGGCAGUUAACCUAACUCUUUAACUUUUAAAAAAAUAUUUCAAUUUUAUUUAUUCACAUUUUCAAUUGAGUACUUGAUACCAUAUUUGACCAAUACUCAGUAUCUGGGUUAUAUAUAAAGCAAUUAAGUAUACAUAAUGUAUUGUGUAUUGAGCAAAAUUUAUUUUUAUUAAUUACCUAAUAACUACUAGAUACAUACCCUAUUUUCAUUUUCUUUCCUCAAUACUCAAAUUUUGACUUCUAUUAUACAAUACCCAAGGUCUUGGCUUUCAAUGAUAUUAUUACGUUGAUUGCUGCUCGUAUGUACACAAAAUAGGUGGUUUAAUAGAUAUUAAUACCCUGUACCCAAUAUGUAUAUAGAUUAAAAUUAUUACAUGAUACCCUAUUUGUUAAUAAAUACCCUACACAGAAUAUCUUUAUCUCUCAUAUUUUAAUAAUACCUAUGUAAUUUAAUGUGUACCUAUAGGUUUAUAUGGAGAAAAUGGUGUGUUACCUGUCAAGAAUGUAUUAAUUAAUGAUAGUCCACUGUUGAGCACCAAAUUUGGAGCAAAAUGUACACUUUUAUGGUAUGCAACAAAAUUUGGUUUGAACCAUGAAUACAUGUUUGAUGUAUUGUGUUUGAUUGGAAUAUUAUUCUCAUUUCUUGGGUAAGUUUAUAUCAUAAGAGGACGACACACUGUCAUUUACUGACUUUGUCUUAUAAACCCACAGCAAUAUAUAAUUAUUUUUAAACCUUCACAUACUCAUACAUCACUUAAAAAUUUUAAAUAUUAUAAUAAUUUUAACAUUAGGACACAAAUAAUCUUUUUACCUCUAAGUUUAGUAAUAGCUCAAUUCACUUUGAUGUUAAAACUAACGUAACAAAAUUUGUCUUACUGAACGCAAAUUUACUAUGUCACAUUUAUAAGACAGUUAUGCCGGUGUGACGUCUUAAAUUAAUUUUAUUAUAUAAGAUUAUCAUAAAACGUACAAUGUAUAACAUAAUAUUUUAUUAAAAUACAAAUAAAAUAGACAUACUGAUAACAUCUUUUUAGAGAUAAAAUUAUUUAUGUUUAAAUUGUUUCAUUACAUUUUAUUAUUUAUACAAUUUUACUGUGUUGGUCUCAUACUAAGUUAUUUGAUUAAUAUGCAUGAUUGUUUGUAUAUUUUAUUAAUUUAACACCACAAAUGUAUAUUAUAUUAUGUAACUUCACUAAUUUUGAAUAGGUAGUUAAUACAAACAAAUUUAAGCAUAAUAAUCAUUCAAGAUUAAAUUUAAAAAAUAUUACUCUUAUUUAAUUAGUCUUCAAUAUUUUUUAGGUUGUUUUUUUCUGAUAAAUCCUUUGAUGCAUAAAAUUGUAUUGUAAUAAUAAAUAAUUAAAUGUACCUAUUUAUUCAUUUUUUUUAAGGUUUUUGAAACAAGGCUUUUGCAACAAAAUUGUAUUUUUCCUUCUUUGGGCUUUUUAUUUAUCAUUGUACCAUGUUGGUCAAAUAUUUGUAUCAGACUUGGCGUAAGUUACUCAAUACUUAAUAUUUACUAGAUGUAAUAAUGUUUUAUUUAAGCAAAUAUUUCUUGUUUUAGUGAUGAGUUACUGUGUGAAGUAGGAUUCUUAUGUAUAUUGAUCGCUCCGCUUCCAUUUGAAAGACCAAAAGUUAUUAAAAAACGCAAUCUACGUCUACAAACUUCACUUGAAUCUGAACCAUCAGAUUCUAUUACAUUUUGGCUCGUUAGAUGGUUGCUGUUCAGAGUAUCGUUUUCUGCUGGUAUUGCUAAAAUGACUUCUAAGUCAAACAGUUGGUACCAUUUAACUGGUAAGUUAUUUUCUGAAAUUAUAUAUUACCCAAACUUUAAUUCAAAUUAAAUUAAUUAUUGUUAUGUAAGAAAUGUAUUACACUUUUUAUUUAAUUCUAUAAACAAGUAAAAAAAAGGGCAACAUUAUUUCACAUACCUAACAAAUUUAUAUUAAAUAACCCGUAAUUAAUAUAAUUCCCUAAUUAUAUUUAAAACUUUGUUGUAUUUUAAUUACUAGCUCUGAAAUUUAUAUUAUAUUAAGUAAUUUUUUUUCUGUUUCAGCUAUGUCAGAAUAUUUUGAAACUAUGCCUCUACCAAAUGUUGUUUCCUGGUACGCACAUUAUUUUCCAGUGUGGUUUUUAAAAACUGUUACUGUUUUCGCAGAAAUUAAUGAUAUAUUUGUUCCUUUUAUGUUCUUAAUACCUAUACGAUCUGUGAGAAAAAUUGCCUUCUAUAUCCAGGUAAAAUUAUUUUUAUUUGUUAAUGAUAUUGACAUUAAUAAUACUGAAUUAUUAAUAAUAUAAUAUAAAAUAAAAAAUUGUCUAGGUAUUGAUGCAAAUUGGAAUUUUAACAUCUGGAAAUUAUAGCUACUAUAAUCUUUUAUACAUUGUUCUCUGUUUGUCGUUGUUGGAUGACUAUACAUUUUAUAGAGGUAAAACUUUAUUAUUUAGUUAUUAAUUUAUAAUUCAUGUUUUUCUUUUAAAAGUCAAAUUAUUGUUCAAUAUUAUUAUUUAUCUUCCUGUUCUAGAAUUGGCUCUAACUAGAACACGCCAAUGGAUAUCUUCUGUGUUCACCAAACUUAUGGCAUUCAAUGCAAUCACAAUUUUAAUGGCUAUUUUUCUCAUGAUGUACGAUUUCCGUUUGACACCAGACCAUACACCCGAAUACAAAUUAUGUAAAUUUAGACUAAAUUACUAGUUAUUUUUAAAAUAGUUAUUCUUGUUAACUAUUUACAAUUUAAUCUUUUUUUUUUUUUUCAGCAAUAACACCCAAAGAAUUCAAUUUUAUUUUAAAAAUUUAUUUGCCAUAUAUUGCCCAUUUUGCAUUGGGAUCUUUUAUUUUUGAAUGUUUGAAAUCCCUUUAUUCUUCCUUACCAUUAUCAAGUAAUACUUAUGGCUCUCUCGGAACUAUGAUAACAUCAACGAUGUAUAUUUGUGUUUGUUUGGGCUCGUUUUCCUUGAGCACAGUGCCUUUAUCAGCACUUCAUCCAAGUGUUAACAACACUGCUGCCAAAGAUGUUAUUUUGUUUUAUAAUACAUUAGCUCCAUUCAAAAUGAGUAACCAUUAUGUACCACAUCAAGAAUUAAUAUCCCCAGAACGCCGUAGAGAAAUUAUAAUACAAGGAGCUAAUGAUAUUAAAGGACCUUGGUAUGAAUAUCAGUUUUUAUAUAAACCUGGAAAUGUAAAUGCAACACCGCCGAUUAUUGGUUUGUAUUUUUUGUAUUUAAUAUAUUAUAUUAUCUUUUACACUAUUUUAGUUAAAAUUAUUUUGUUUUUAGCGCCAUACAAGCCAUUACUUGAUCGACAAUUGUUUUUCGCUGCUCAUACUUCGCCAAAUAAAAAUCCUUGGUUAUAUGGCCUUAUCUAUCGUUUGUUAAACAACCAAAAAGAAGUUCUUUCUCUAUUGAACACAAGCCAAAAUCCAUUUGUUAAAAAACCACCUAAGUUCAUCAAAGUUGCCUUGUACGAAUAUAAAUUUGCGUCGCCGCUACAAAGGUAUUCAUUUAACCAUACCAAAUUUUUAAUUAAAUAUAGAAACAAAUUAAUAGAAAGUACUCUCUUUAAUAAAAAUUGUUAUAUUACAAUUACAAUUUUUAAAUGAUAAUUAUAUUUAUAAUUAAAAUAAUUAUUUGAUGACAUUAAUUAUGUAACUACAUUUAGUUAUACAAUUAAAAAUAAUGUUUUAUCUUCCAUUUGUAAAUUAAAAUUGACUUUAUUAAAUAUUUGUUAUUGUUAAUAAUAUUUAUUUUUAGAAAAAGAGGAAUCUGGUGGAAUCGACAGUUAAUGAUGCCCGAUUAUCUACAAGCCAUGGAUAAAAACAGUCAAGUACUGUUGGAUACAUUAAAAACCCAUAAAAUAUUACUGAACAGGACACCGUUACCUGUGAACCCAUAUUUUAAACGUAAGUAUUAUUUUAAUAAUAUAAUAUGUAUAUUUUAUUUUAAUACUAAAAUCUGGUAAUGAUUGUGUUUCAUUUAAAGAACUGAGUUAUGGUUAUAAAAUAGUUCACAAUGACCUAUACGAUGAAAUGUAUUUAGGAAACUAAGUUGAUUUAUCUACUAUACGUGGACAUUAGCCAUAUUAACUAAGGAAAUAACUGAAAAAAAGAGCAAUAAAAGAAUUAACUAUAAAAGUGGAUGAUGAUGGUUAAAGUUUAUAAUCUGGAUAUGUAAAGAGAUAAGAGCUGGUUUAGAUUAAUCAACAUCACUUAAAUGAUGAAGAAAAAGAAAUUGAUUAAAUAUAUGUUAUAUUUAUUAUUAGUAGUACUUAAAUUUGGGGUAAAAUCAAAAAGUAUUAUUAAUUAUCAUAAAAUAUUUGAUUAAAAACUUCCCUAUAGAAAUCUUUGUCGUGAAUCUAAAUGUUGAGUUUAUUUAUUAAAAAUUGUUAACCUAUAAUAAUAAAAAGCAUCAACAAAAUAAAGCUUAAAAGGAUAACAGAAUUCCUUACUUUAGGGAUAAUAUUAAAUUUAAUUAAUAUGAAAACAAUUGGUAAAAAGUGAUAAACAUUAAUCAAUAUCUUCUUCUGGCACAAUUGGAUCUUUUAAAUUUUCUUUUGUUUUUAAUUUUGCUUAAAAAUUAUGAUAAGCUUCAUGAGGAUACAAUGAAUUGAAAUAAAGUUAGUGCUCUCUUUCUUUUUUUUUUUCAACUGUUAAUGAAUGUAAAAUUGUGAUAAUUGCCAGUAGUCAGUUUGUCAUAGUAACAAUAAUAUAUGAUUGGAUUACAGUGCCAAUAUAUGAUAUGACAAUAAAUACUAGAAAAUGAAAUGAAAAAAUGAAAACCUGAAAUUUCCAAAAUAUGAUUUAGUCCCAUUCUCACCAAGCCAUCCAAAUAAAGAUAAACAAUUCAUAAAGCAUUGCUUGGUUAAUUAAAUAAAUUUAUAAAAAACUUUAAAGUAAACUUCAUCUGUAUCUCUAAGUUCAAGCACUGAUUUAAUAUUUUUAACAAUGAAUUAUAGUAAAAACUUAAAGUAAUAUUUUGUAUUGACAGUUUUGAUAGCUGGGUUUUUUUUUUUUUUUUUUUAAAUGAAUACACAGAUACAGUUAACUUGGUAAGAGAUUUCACCUGUCUUAUCAACAAAUAUUACAACACUUCAAUCAAAAUUUACCUAAACUUAUUACUGAUAUAGAUACAAAUAAUAAAUUAAAUUUUGUUUUUAUAAAUAGGAAACUCAUAGAUAUUAAAAAUGAGUAUGUGGAUUUUCUAUAUUACACAUACAUAACUUUUGUAUCAUAAGAACAAGAGAAGUGGAUUUUCUCUUAGUAUAAUGUUAUUCCGUGAAUCGAAGAAAAUUAUAAUUUUGAUUUCUAUUGUGAAAGAUAUGCAUUAAUGUUAGAUUUAACCAUUAAAUAUCUUCUUAGUUGAUGGUCUUCAAGACCAAACUGACAAACACAUGUCAUGCCAUCUUACCCUAUCUUCCGCUAGGACUCACAAAUCAGCAUCCAGUUCAGCCUAGAUCUAUCAAUUUGUCUUACGCCUUCUGGAAAGCCACAGAGGACUUUAUAUAGAAGGGUUUUUUCUUUUUGCUAUGUGUGGCCAGCCCAAAAGAGCUGCCUCUUUCUUAUAUCAUCGACUAUGUUUAGUUUCUGAUUUAGUUCCCUAAUCUCCACUCGUGUAUUCCUGUCUAUGCUAUGGUCAAAAAUCGUCCCCAGAAUUUUCCGUUCUAAUACUAAGAUAUUAUUCUGUUGUUUCUUUUAAACGGUCCAAUAUUAGUAAAGAUAAAUAAUAGUUAUUAUCCACUCUAAAAUUGUAUAUAGUAUACACUUGGGUUAUAUAAUUAUAUUAUAAUUUAAGAUUACGCCAUUUAUUAUACUAAUAUUUAAAUAAUAUAAAAUUAUCAUUUUUUUUUUCUUAUUUUAAAUAUGUACUUCUUUUUGAAUAUAUUCUCACUCAAUUGGACAUAUAAUAUAUCAUUUUGAGCAAUUAUAAACCAUUCAUCUAUUUAUUUAUUAUAAAACUGAAUGGUGAUAACAUGGAAUAACCUGUUAUAUGGACUUAAAUGAUAUGAUGAUAAUAUUAUUAUAAUACAAUAUUAAUCUUUCAUGUCUAUAAUAGAAAAAUAAUUAGUAUCUAUUUAUAACUGACUAGAUAACCCAAACUUUUAUCGCAAUAAUUAGAUUUUAUUAGAUGAAUGAUUAAAAUUAAAAUAACAUUUAGUUGUAGAGAAAAAAAAUUAAUAUUUGUUAUUUAAUAUACCUGUUAUCAAUAAAUAAAAAAUUGUUCAUUAAAAACAAGAAAACUUAAUACAUAGAAGAAAUGUAUUAGUUUAUUAAUUUAAAGUUAAUUAACAAAUAAUAAUUUAUUUGUCUUAUUAACAUUGUAUAUGUUAUGAUUACAGAAAUAUUGGACCUAUUCAGAUCUCUUCUUCUGGCAGUCGACCCGCGGAUAUUAAUGUUUACAUUUUUAGUCGCUGGUUUCGUUUUAAUAUUGAUUCCCAGUGGAUCCAAUGCGUUAUCUAUUUAAAUGGUUAUUAUUAACUAAUAUAAUAAGUGUACGCUGCCGAAGACUUAAUUAUAAUUUUUUUUUUUUACAUUUAAUUAAAAAAAAAAAUGUAUUUGUUUCCUUUCCCGAAUGAUCUGUUCUCACAGAUUUAAAGGAUUUGUAUUAUUUUUUUUCUAUUUAUUGUAUAUAUAAUACACAUUUGUAUAACUUUUCUAUGUUUAUUUAUUAUUAUUUUCUAUAAUUUGAAUUAUUUUCAGUUAACAUCAUUAUUUGUGUAAUAUUAUAUACAAUACUAUCAUCCACCACAAUUGAAUCGCUUUUCCUAUUUUUUUUUUUUUUUUUUUUACAAUUAUAGUAUUUAAAAUUCCAAAAUCAUAUUUGUGUUUUAGUUUGUCACACACACAAUCUAAUUCCUAUAGUAUUUUUGUGUGCAUACCCAAUGGUAUUUAAUAAUAAAAAUUAGUAUAGUGUUUUUUUUUAUUAUUAUUAUCAGUUUGUAGUAUCAGAUUUAUAUCCAUCAUGUACCUAUUUCAAAUUAAUAAAUAAACUAAUUUUAUCUGUA
Cinara cedri is the source of this 8158-nucleotide messenger RNA. The record is from the annotation of a GenBank genome assembly. Lineage: Eukaryota; Metazoa; Arthropoda; Insecta; Hemiptera; Aphididae.